AUGAGGCUCCCCUCCUCCCUGGCCCGUGUGCCGGUGCCGGUCUCCUGGCUGGCCCUGGGCUCCAUGUGGGCCUCCAUGGUGGUGGUGUCACCGCUCCUGCUGGACAACCUGACCAUGGGCUUCAGCGGCGACGAGGGCAUCAGCAGCGGCCUCAUGCAGUGCGGCGAGUACAGCAACGAGGUGAUGCCCAACGGCCAGUGCCGCCUCACCGCCACCCUGCCCCAGAUGGCGGAGCAGCGCUGCCCGGACAUGUUCCGCUGCACCGACGAGGUCUCCUAUUGGCUGCACGAGAACGAGGAGCGCAAGCAGCAGGUGCAGGACCUGAAGGAGAUCAUCUCCGAGCUGCUGGAGGAGCUGCGAAGCCACCGCCAUCGCAUCAAGGUUCUGGAGAUGCAGCACCAGGCGCGAACAGGCUGGAACUCCUCUCUGGAGCACCGCUUCCAUUUCCUUGAAGAGAGCUACGCAGAGUCUACACAACUGUUGAGGGUACACGGCCCCCUCAUCUACAACAUGCAGCGGCAGGUGAGUAACCUCUCCAUGGUGGUGGAGCGGGUGCGGCGUAACCCCGGCUGCAUGAUCAACAUAGUGCGUACCAGCCCCCUGCUCAACGCCAACGAAGUGCUGCACCCAGAGGUGCAGCACAUAAGGAACUGCCCCAUCGACUGUGCCUCUCUUUACUACAGUGGAGUCCACCGCUCCGGAGUCUUCACCAUCGUCCCCUCACGAGGAGGCUCACCCCUGGAGGUCUACUGCAACAUGGAGACUGAAGGUGGUGGGUGGACGGUGAUCCAGCGGAGGCAGGAUGGGAGGGUGAACUUCAACCGCAAAUGGAGCGAGUACAAGGAGGGCUUCGGGGACCUGCACACGGAGUUCUGGCUGGGGAACGACCACAUCCAUGACCUCUCCAACCAGGGGGCCUACUCACUGCGCAUCGACCUGGAGGACUGGAAUGGCAAGCACAAGCAUGCAUACUACGACACAUUCAAGACGGAGGAUGAGGACCACCAGUACCGCUUGCAUGUGACGGGCUUCAGUGGCACCAUAGAGGACUCCUUCGCCUGGUACCACAACAAGCAGAGCUUCGCAACACCCGACACGGGCAACAUCUGUGCUGAGAUCUCCCACGGGGGGUGGUGGUAUAACCAAUGCUUCUUCGCCAACUUAAAUGGAGUUUAUUACAAGGGGGGGCGCUACUCUGCCAAAAGCAAGAAUCUGCUGGGCCCCGACGGCAUCGUGUGGUACACCUGGAAGGACACAGACUACUACUCCCUGAAGAAGGUGAGCAUGAUGAUUCGCCCACGGACAUUCAGGCCACGCCUCUCUCCAUGAUGGCAUGCAUGGAAGACAUAGUGCUCACCAUGGGUUGCGGCGGCUGUGACGUCACAGCUUGUGUGCUGACGCUGCGUUUAAAGCAACCACCUGCCA
Messenger RNA from Engraulis encrasicolus (European anchovy), 1425 nucleotides. RefSeq names its product fibroleukin. NCBI's taxonomy places the organism in Eukaryota, Metazoa, Chordata, Actinopteri, Clupeiformes, Engraulidae. The transcript is spliced from 7 exons. Bases 1 to 1329 code for a protein of 442 amino acids. The record is from RefSeq and is a predicted model, not a curated record.